Molecule: messenger RNA, 6189 nt
Organism: Pseudoliparis swirei
Lineage: Eukaryota; Metazoa; Chordata; Actinopteri; Perciformes; Liparidae
Gene: scaper
Product: S-phase cyclin A-associated protein in the ER
Exons: 31
Coding region: 1106-5536 (1476 amino acids)
Molecular function (GO): nucleic acid binding; zinc ion binding
Source: RefSeq, a predicted model, not a curated record
AUAUCAUAUAUAUAUUCUAUAAUAAUAUAAUAUGUUUUAGCUUGGUGGCCCUAAAUGGUCUGAAUGAAUGAGAACAUAUUUUAACGUUGUCAUGUCUGAGAGAGAAUUUUUGUUAACUGUGGGCUUUACGCAGUUGACCAUUUAGGCCUCUCCAACUAGAUGUUGAAGUGUGUGUACAGAUAGGGCAAGCACAAAUAAAAUGCUGACACCAAGAGUUUGUCUCGGAAUUAAUAAGAGUGUAUUUCUCAUACAGCGUGUUUUAAACCACGUUUUAUGUGUACAUAUUUAGGCAGUCCUACAUUUUAAAUAUAAAAUAAGAAUACAAAUGAACACAUACAUACAGAUACACAUUUAGAGUCAGGUCUGACUUAAUAGGGUUUGAAAUCUGAUUUUUAAUGGUGAUGAUAGUUCAAGCACACGUUUCUGUGUGGUGCGCAUAAGCAAAAGAUGCAUCACUAAUCUGUAUUGCUUAACUGUACGAAUAAACAAAGUAGUUACACGGCAAGCCAUGGCAUUUUCCUUUUGUCCAUUUAGUGAUUUAUAUGCAAUUAGAUCAAAAUCCACUGUAAUUUAAGUUUAUUUCGGCAUAUAAUUUGGAACCUGGUUUCUCAGCGUCAGGGAAUAUAGACAUGCAGCUAAACUGAGUCCAACACAGCUAAACAGGAAUUAAGCAAGCAUAAGCUAUGUACAGUCAAGUAUGUGACACACAUACAGAGAUAAACAAACAACAUUGUGGGAUUCUAAAGGCCUUUAUUUUGAAGUCAGGUUCACGUCUCCUCGGGUCUGUAGACGCUUGACUCACGAGCGAUCAACCAAACGUCCCGCCCGAUGUUCAGUCUUCAUGGUUGCCAUGGUAGGCAGGUUGAAGUCCCGCCCUUUGACCUAUACUAUACUGUACCUGAUUGGCUGACGGUUAUGUUGUGUCGAUGAUAAAGCAAUUUCAUUGGAUAAUCCCAUUGCCAGACGACAUGUGAAUUUAACCGACUUCCUGCUUUUGUUAGGUUGUCCUCACUGACAUGUUUUUCAAUCAACUCUGAAAACAAGACGAACUGUGUCCGUAUACUUUUAUUCCUCACUGACUCAGCGUUGAAUUUACCGCGGGUCGAUGUCCAAAGACAACCGCCAUGAUGGAAGACGGCGUGGAGCUGGUCAACACCGUCCCGGCCCGAGAGUUAGCCAAGGUGGUGACGGGAGGGAGAGGUCUAGGAGCAACAGCUCAGGCUCUUCCCAUGGAGGAGGCAAAAACAAGAAUACUUCCACAACCGCUUUGAAGGCAUCUUUUGAGCGCUCCAACAGCCAUGACAAGGUGAGGAAGAUCGUUGCUGAGGAAGGCCGUGCUGCCCGUAACCUCAUUGCCUGGAGUGUUCCUCUGGAGAGCAAAGAGGAGAAAGCAAAGUCCAAAAGCCACUCCAGUUCCCGGGCCCAGAGGAUCAAGUCUAGUCAACAAAGGAAUAAGAAACAGAAUGCUGAAAAUAAAGUCAAAGCUGGUAUCCUGUUGGACAAGGGGCCAGAGAAGAGCCCCACCAAAGCCAGACAGCCGCGCAAGGUGGACCUGCGAGCGCGCUACUGGGCUUUCCUCUUCGACAACCUGCGUCGAGCUGUGGACGAGAUUUACGUCACCUGUGAAUCCGAUCAGAGUGUCGUAGAAUGCAAGGAGGUGUUGAUGAUGUUGGACAACUAUGUACGGGAUUUCAAAGCUCUCAUAGACUGGAUCCAACUCCAGGAGAAGUUGGAGAAAACCGAUGCCCGGGACAGGCCUACGUCUUUAGCCUGGGAGGUGCGUAAGAUGUCUCCUGGACGUCAUAUGAUGCCAAGUCCCUCGGCCGACAGAAUGGUUCCUUCUCCAGGUGCACGUCGCAUCCUCAACUUCUGUGGCCCCCUACCUACACUGGCUGCAGCCCGGCUUUGCCACACAGGCCCCAGCUGGGCGGAUCGAGUGAAGUGCACUCAGUCCGUCCCGAGCUCCAGUCAACCAACCACCGCCCCUGUUGAAAAACUGGGUAAGAAGGAUGCUGAGGGUUGGGAGACGGUCCAGCGAGGACGUACUACCAAGCCCCGCUCUGUCGCCAUUGUUGCCAAGGUCAGUCCUGUCGUGGUUCACGUCGCUCCAAAGCAGGACGGCGUCAAGUCACAUCUGCCGCCAACGGAAGAGCAGCAACUCAACCCUCUGUCGGACAAGGACGCAAACCAGAAGGAUGCUGAGCAGCCGGUCCCCGUGGAGCUCGACCCGCUGGAGAAAGUCGGCUGUCCAGGGAACGGGAACAUGACGGAGCCCCCAGCAGAGAGUGUACAAGACUCGGGGCAGUGUGUCGACGCGCCUCCCCCCAUACGAGCUCCUACCCCAUCCCAAGCCCCAGAGCCCCCCCCAUCCUCAGCCACAGUCCCAUCAGCAGACAUUACCUUAUCCGUCCAAGUCCCUGCUCCGGCCCUCUCAACAUCCUCAGACCUUCCCCAGACGGAUGGGCUCGGUGCACUGUCGGCCUUUGGGGACAGUGUGGCUGAGGGUGGCGCGUCACAGGGCACGGCCACAUCUGCUCCAGGACAGGCUGAGACCCCAGUAACAGCCGUGAAACUGGAGAGUGUGUUGGACCCCACAGAGCUUUCUACUCCACAGUCCAUGGCCGAUGUCCUGGCCAAAAAAGAGGAGCUUGCUGACCGACUGGACAAAGCCAACGAGGAGGCGAUUGCCAGUGCCAUCGCUGAGGAAGAGCAGCUGACCAGAGAGAUUCAGGAUGAGAACAAUGACCUGGAGACUGACAAUGAAAGUGACUUCACUGCUAGCAUCGGCAACAGUGUCUGUGGUGUCAAUAUAGAUUGGAGUGACAUGCUGGCAGAUUAUGACGCUCGUGAGCCAUGGCGUCAGAGUAACUCAUGGGGGGACAUAGUCGAUGAGGAACCUGCCCGACCUCCUGGACAUGGAAUCCACAUGCACGAGAAAUUGUCCUCACCAUCACGCAAAAGAACCAUUGCAGAGUCAAAGAAGAAACAUGAGGAGAAACAGCUGAAGGCUCAGCAGCUGAGGGACAAACUCCGGGAGGAAAAGACUCUCAAACUGCAGAAGCUCUUGGAGAGGGAGAAAGAGGUGAGGAAGUGGAAGGAGGAGUUGUUGGAUCAGCGUCGGAGGAUGAUGGACGAAAAGCUGUUGCACGCAGAGUUGAAGCGAGAGGUUCAGCUCCAGGCGAUUGUAAAGAAGGCCCAAGAAGAAGAGGCCAAGGUCAAUGAAAUCGCAUUCAUCAACACUCUGGAAGCCCAAAACAAGAGGCAUGAUGCCCUAGCCAAGUUAAAUGAGUAUGAGCAACGCCUCAACGAGCUGCAGGAUGAGAGACAGAGGAGACAGGAGGAGAAGCAGGCCAGAGAUGAGGCGGUGCAGGAGCGUAAACGGGUCCUGGAAGCAGAGCGGCAGGCCCGGGUGGAGGAGCUACUGAUGCGGAGGAAGGAGCAGGAGACUCGUAUUGAACAGCAGAAGCAUGAAAAAGAGAAAGCUCGAGAAGAUGCCGCACGGGAAAGGGCCAGAGAUCGAGAAGAGCGUCUGGCUGCUCUUAGUGCUGCUCAACAGGAGGCCAUAGAGGAGCUGCAGAAAAAAAUACAGCUGAAACAUGAUGAGAGCAGCCGCAGGCAUAUGGAGCAAAUCGAGCAGAGGAAGGAGAAGGCUGCUGAGCUCAGCAGUGGUCGACAUGCAAACACAGACUACACCCCCAAACUGACCCCGUAUGAGCGCAAGAAGCAGUGCUCCCUGUGCUGCGCUGUGAUCACCUCAGAGGUGCACCUGUUCAGCCACACCAAGGGCAAGAGGCACCAACAGGCCGUGCGAGACAGUAGCAGCAUCCAAGGACGGGAGCUCUCAGAUGAGGAAGUGGAGCAUCUUUCCUUGAAAAAAUACAUUGUGGAUAUCGUGCCGGACAGCUCUGUGUCUUCUAAGAGCAUGAAGGAUGGAGAAGAAAGGCAGAAGGCACGGAAGAAAGCGAAGAAGCUCCGUGCCAGAAUGAACUCCAGGGCAAAGGAAUAUGAGAGGUCAAUGGCGGUAAAGACACAGGUCCCCGAAUCCCCAUACAAGGCCAAGUUGCAGCGCCUGGUGAAGGACCUGCUGAAGCAGCUGCAGGGUCAAGACAGCGGCCAGAGCACCAACAACAAAGUGUCUGGCCUGGACAGAACUCUGGGAGAGAUCUCUCGCAUCUUAGAGAAACAGAACAAUGCAGACCAAGUGGCCUUCCAAGUAGGCGGCGGCCUGUCUGCUUUGGAACAAAUUCUGCAGGUCGUUGCCGCUGCUUCCACACCCACUGCAGUUCAUCGUAUUCCUCUCAAAUCCCUCUGUGCUGCUAUAAAUACCUACUACCUGGCGUGUUCCUGCUGCCCCCCCAGCUGCUCCUAUGUGCUGUUUAGCAACAAGAUAGCACUCCUCAUGGACUUGCUGCUGCAUCAGCUGACACUGUACGUCCCAGAUGACGACAAAUCUAUUUUUGGGCGAAGUGUGAACAAACAAGUCUUUGAGGGUUUGACGACAGGAUUGCUGCAGACCAUUGCUACCAUCCUCGGGUCCCUGUGGCCGCAUAUCUCUGAGUCUGGAAAAGGCGAAAACACAUGGAUUUCCUCUCCAGAUGCCAAGGUCAAGAGCUCUGCCACAGAGUCCUUCAACACUCGCACACAAGACCUAAUCAGCUAUGUGGUAAACAUGGGAUUGAUUGACAAGCUGUACGGGUGCUUCUUGUCGAUCCAAGAUCCUGUAGACGAGCAUCCCAAGAUGUCUGCUUUCCUGCAGCAAGCCUCAGCUCUGCUGCACAGCAUGUGUAAGCUGUGUUUUGUCGUGACCGGACGUGCUCCCAGUAUAUUUGACAAUAAACGCCAGGACCCGACUGGAUUGACGGCCCUGCUGCAGUCCACAGACCUGGUGGGAGUGGUGCACACUCUGUAUUGCAUCCUGCUGCACAGUUUCUCGCCAGAGUCUUCUUCCCAGAGUCAGGAGCCCUACGGCCCCGGGGUCAUCCAGGUGGCUUUGCAAGGCAUCCGCUUCCUCAACAGUUUUGCCCUGCUUGACCUGUGCGCCUUCCAGUCUGUUCUAGGAGCUGAGGGUCUGUCUCUCGCUUUCCGGCACAUUGUCAGCUCCCUGCUCUGGUACUGUAACCAGCAUUCCUCUGAAGAGCUUCUGCACGAAGUCAUCGUGUGUGUGGGAUACUUUACCGUGAACCACACGGACAACCAGGUGAUAGUGCAGUCUGGCUGCCAGCCCAGCGUGCUGCAGAAACUGUGUCAGCUGCCCUUCCAGUACUUCAGCCACCCGCGCCUCAUCAGGGUGCUCUUCCCCUGCCUUGUCUCGGUCUGCUACAACAACUCCCAAAACAAGGUCAUCCUGCAGCAGGAGAUGAGCUGCAUCCUGCUGGCUACAUUCAUUCAGGACUGCGCUGCAAAUGAGAAAGAUUCAGACAACAAAAUAAAGCCCGCAGUUUCCCAGCUGCUGGAUUACUGCGAGUUGUCAAACCGCUUUCCAAGAGAUCAGUGGGACUCGGCGCUGCAGUUUUUUCUCAAGAAGCAGGAAGAGUGAUGGAGUUGUGCACUGUCCUCAGAAUGGAUCAGCACAGUCUGAACGCUUAAAAAAAAACGUUAUGUGGAGUUAUUUAGGAGAGAAAAAAUGUCGUUUUUUCUGAUUUGAAGUCUGCACAUGAGCAAAUAUGUUCUUCAGACAUUGUCAACUGUAAAGAUUGUGAAGCCUUAUCAUAUGUUGGUGCAUCUGUUUGGAUUUCUUGGAAAUCAUAUUGAUAUUUUAUAUGUAUUUGCACAAAAUGUCUUGUUUGUUCAUUGCAGUUAGAACAAAGGCGCAACUAUUCCAAUUAAUAUCCGAGCCAUUUGUUUCUCUUUGUGUCCCCGUUGUAGAUAGAACAAUAUACAUUUCAAAGCAGUGACCAUCUAAACCUGAAACAUGUACUUAUACUGAAAUUUAUAAUUUGCCACGUGUUUCAUAAAUACUGUUUGUGUUAAUUUAUUGUAUUUGUCUAAUUUUUUAAUGUGAAUGGCCAGAAUGUUAUUUCUAGUCUACAUAAUGUCAGUUACAAGUUUCAUGACCUUGAUUGUCCGCUAAGAAUUAUAUUGUUGAAGUUAACAUCCUUUUCUUUUCUUUCUCUAAGGAGGCAGACUUACAUACUAAUUUAAUGUAUUGAGGUAUUUACGUUCAUGUAAAAUAAAAUACUGAUGGCUAUA